Lytechinus variegatus (green sea urchin) is the source of this 1364-nucleotide messenger RNA. RefSeq lists its product as uncharacterized. NCBI's taxonomy places the organism in Eukaryota, Metazoa, Echinodermata, Echinoidea, Temnopleuroida, Toxopneustidae. The coding region runs from base 94 to 993 and encodes 299 amino acids. The transcript is spliced from 2 exons. The record is from RefSeq and is a predicted model, not a curated record.
GCCCAGGAGAAAAGUAAUAAUUUCAAACCGAUCUUCAAGUGUGCUACAUUUACUAGAUUGUCUGGACCAUCCCAUCCCGUAGGUUCUUCCAACAUGCCAAACCGAGUAAUAUUGUGGACUACCUUCAGAAGUGUAUCCACGGCAUUCACGCGCUCGAUGGGACAGAUUCCUGGGGUCGAGAUAUGGCCCGAGCCAUUCGGAUUUGCCAAUACCGCAAAGAUCAACUACGAGUUGAACGAGGGCAUCGAUCUGCCGACAUCGUAUGAGGGAAAUGAGGCCGCCUUUGAUAAGGCAGCUCAGUAUAUUGGGAAAUUGGUAGCGCGAAAGUUCAAACCAGAAGCGUUGUCAUAUGACAGUAUAAGAACGAUGCUGGAGACUUCCACGGCAGAGAACGUAUUCGUGAAAGACAUUGGUCUAGCGAUGCAAUCGAGGGAUCUGAGAGAAUUCAUUCCAGAAGGCUAUCGGCACUCCUUUCUGAUCCGCCAUCCACUCUUGGUAUACUCAUCUCUGCAUAAAGCCAACUACAACCAACUGAGAAACGUUAAUCUACUUCAUGCAGACGAAACCAACGAGGAUGAAUUCGAUCAACGAAGGCACAAGGACCUGCUGGGAGACCCCUCCCAAUUCUUCAGCAGUCUACACGACGUCUGGUUAUACAUCAAAGGAAACAUCGAUCCUGCACCACCUAUCAUUGAUUCUUCGGAGUUACUGCGGAACCCUGACGUGAUUAUGCCUAAGUACUGCAAGGCUGUGGGACUCCCGUAUACAACACAAAUGCUGAAAUGGGAACCAUCUCUGGAUGUUAUUCAGUCCUGGAAGUGGUCUUCUGAAAUCAGUCAGAACACGAGUUACCUAACCAAUCUGAUCUCAAGCACGGGAUUCUCUAAACCUCAAGACCUUCCAUCUCUUGACACAGUAACCUCUGAUGUCGUUCAGUUGGCCAACGAAGCAUUGCCGUUCUAUGAAGAAAUGUACAGCAACCGUCUACUUUAAGAGAAACUCCAUUUGAUUUGAGCAUCUAUACCCAAGGUGCAAAAGCCUCUCCUUAAACACUAGUUGUGGAACUUCUCGAAGGCAACUAAGUCAUAGUGAGAAGCCCAAAAGUGUACCAAAUGGCAUAAAAAUUAAUAAAUCGCUUUGAAACUUCAUUGAUGCUACAUGUAGCUUCAUGAUAAUUAUAGGAAGCAUAGUUAGGAGGCCUUUCCAUGAAGAUAUUUUCCUAGUGACUGACCAGCAGAGUAAUUAGCAAAUACAAUGAGGGGACCACAUGACGUAUGGGACAACAUUUCUGAAAAGCUGCGAGCGGGCAAAAAUAUUGACCCUUUAAGCUAAAGUCAAAUUUUGUGAUAGAUUUUGGCAUAAUA